UCCUGAAGCCCCAAAUUCGUCUGGUGCAAUCUCUCUCUCUCUCUCUCUCUCCCAUAUAAACUCAUGCUUCGCCGAUCCCUAUUCGGACCCAGAUUCAAGGCCAAGAGCCUCUCCAUAUCCGGGCAGAGGAAGAAUCCGGACCGACCACCGAAGCUCCGAGAUGUGAAGAAACAAGUAAAGGCUGUUCAAGAGUCUCAGAGUCCAAUCCAACUUGAAAAAAAAGAAGAAGAAGAAGAAGAAGCAAAGGCUGUUAAACCUUGUGAAGUUUGUGGUGGUGCUGCUGGUUCCCAUCCUAGUGUAGUGUGCCCGUAUCUGCACGACGUCCCAUGGCAUGUUACGAGUGUUGGCGAGGGCUACAAAAUAGCGUGUUGGUUUUGUUGGAAGGGCCAGUAUUGCAGGCAUCUAAAGAGGUAUGCUAUUCGACUUAGGUGUAUGAAGUGUGGAGCGAAUGGUCUCCACACAUUCUGGGACUGCCCUGAGAGGCGGGGGAAGGGAAUUGAGAUGCCCUCUGUCCGUCGAGUGAAGCUAAUUGGGACGUCCUCUGUCCGUCCAGGGAUGUCACAGUUACGUCGUCCACGGUGGUAACUAGGUUAAUUGCCUCCUCAUUUUCUCUGAGUAGCUUCAGGACUAGCUAGUCCUUGUCUCUUCAUGUGUCAGGCGGGUCUGUCUUUGAAUAAAGGCUCGGAUCUGAUCCGUUUCGUGACUGGUGGAUGGAUAGAUACUAAUUUUUGUUCGUUGUUGUUUUCUCUUGAGUUUGUGUUUAAUUAGCGCAUAGUUGGAGCUACUGUACAUGCUCUCUUUUUCAGGAAUUACUUAAUAUGUAGGGGUAGUAUUGGCUUAA
Pyrus x bretschneideri (Chinese white pear) is the source of this 841-nucleotide messenger RNA. RefSeq lists its product as uncharacterized. NCBI's taxonomy places the organism in Eukaryota, Viridiplantae, Streptophyta, Magnoliopsida, Rosales, Rosaceae. The record is from RefSeq and is a predicted model, not a curated record. The transcript has 2 exons. The coding region runs from base 64 to 585 and encodes 173 amino acids.